GUCCUUUGUCAAACCUUUAAGUGAUAGAGUCUACAUACUUCAAUUCAAAUACCACAUUUAUUUAGCAGUAGCAGGAGGUACCAGUACAUAUUAUCUACUUAACAAUCAACCACUCAAGACUCAGAUUGAAGACCUCGGUCGGUCUACCCGCUGCCAUCCAAAUUCCAAUUGCCUGAAGCCGGCUUGGGGAGUUUGUUUUUUUCUAUGCAAAUGACAUCUUUGAUGUUCAGUAACAGUUGUUUAUAAUAAAUCCAGAUUGGCUCACCUCUAUAUACUCAAGUGGGUGGCUGAUCUGAUCUGCAUCACCCGCUUUUACUUAACCUAUUUCGCGCCCCGUCGGGAUUGGUCCACAUAGAUCUACUUUCCAUCGACAUCAUUCAUCCGAGGUCAGACUCCAUUAGACUCUAUCCUGUCCUCUUGAAUCCUCCAUCAUCUACAGUAGAGCUUCAAGUACCCCACCCAGCCUUCUCGAAGAUAUCCAAGAGAGCCCCUCUACUCGAUUUCCUCCGAGCAUAAACUGUCUCUGAACCUCCACUUAAUCAGCAGUACAGUCAUUCAUGAUGCUCUCUUCCGGCCCGAGUUUGGAAUUGAUGACCGCCAAGUUCGGCUCCCCAGUAUCUCAGCCAUCGCCCACAAAUACUUGCUCGUCUACGGUAAAUGACGGCCUGAAUUCCGGGCAUGCAGCAGCCAUUCAUGACAAGCCUCUACUAAAUUUUAACCGCCGAGCACUCUACCCGAUGUCUUAUGAAGAGGCGGCGACCAAUCUUCACCAGGUUCAAUGUACGGCUCUUUCCCUAGGGCGACCGACGGUAGUCCUCCCCGGGCCAGAAGAAAUGCUCAAUGGAGCUCCAGCUUAUCAGGCUGAGCCUCUCAUAUCUCUGUCAAGAUCAAGUCUAUCGCCAGCCGAACAAGCGCACUGCCCAUUGCCUCCUCGUCGGCGCGGGCGCCGCCAUCUAACCAGCGAAUCACGCACGGGUAGCGCGACCGUCCCUCACUCCAAUCUACAAUCACCUCGCCAGCGUGUCAGCAUUGCGUGCACAUUUUGUCGGGCUCGAAAACUACGGUGUACACCUGGGCCGCCUCCGUGUGAACAUUGCAAGAGAAGAAGCCACCCUUGUAAAUUCGAUUAUCAACCUCAACACCGUGAUCAGCUGCCAUCUGCCGGAUGUUCCUCCUCCACUUCCAGGGAUCUGGCUGGUCAUCAAUGAAGAACCCCAACAGAUAAAUGUACUUGAAUUUUCCCCAAUCCCCUCGCUUGUAUGAAUUUUCUGAAGCCAUGAAAAUCUCGUACCGUUCAUAUUUCUCAAAUCUCCAAUAAAAACUUGUUUUUUCUCCUUGAGUUACUUCUCAUUAUCUUCAUUAUUUUUGAUUUUUUGCUUGGAGAUUUCAGAAGCAUAAGGGAAGCUGUGCAAUAUGUAAUAAUGGCUGGGAUAAUCUUUUAUGUAAAGCUCUUUUUACGUGUUUCCUUUCUUUUUUCCCUUUGCCAUUUCAAGAAAAAUAUUCAGUUAGGACAUAUACCUUGUAUUAUUCCUUGAGUUUUACUAUUCUAUUCUUGAUCAUUAUUACGUCCCUUUUCCUACAUGUACGUCAAAGAGAUAUGCCCAUCACUUGCAUCAUCAGCUUUGUCAUUUAUUUCAAAACCAGUUCGUUGUAGAUGAUGUAUACUAUUGAACGCCCAAAUCGACCUUCGGGCGUGGUGGUGUAGCGUUGAGCAAACAAUAGUGAACAUUA
This is a messenger RNA of Puccinia graminis f. sp. tritici CRL 75-36-700-3, 1731 nucleotides long. RefSeq lists its product as uncharacterized. Gene Ontology annotation, biological process: regulation of DNA-templated transcription. NCBI's taxonomy places the organism in Eukaryota, Fungi, Basidiomycota, Pucciniomycetes, Pucciniales, Pucciniaceae. Gene Ontology annotation, molecular function: DNA-binding transcription factor activity, RNA polymerase II-specific; zinc ion binding. The coding region runs from base 558 to 1208 and encodes 216 amino acids. Gene Ontology annotation, cellular component: nucleus. The record is from RefSeq and is a predicted model, not a curated record. The transcript has 2 exons.